AUAUUAUGGAGAAUCAGUUUUCAAUGGCCAAUAGCUUUUGGUUCACAAUUGUAACGCUUAUGCAUCAGGGAUGUGAUCUGAAUCCAAAGGCCACGUCCACGCGUAUAAUCGGUGCCAUUUGGUGGUUCUUCACACUCAUCCUAAUCUCGUCAUAUACGGCCAAUUUGGCCGCUUUUCUCACAGUCGAGCGCAUGAUUACGCCCAUAGAGAGUGUCGAGGACUUGGCCUCACAGAGCAAAAUCACUUACGGCACUCUCGAGAGCGGCUCUACGAUGACCUUCUUCAGGGACUCAACCAUCGAGACCUACUCCAAGAUGUGGCGCUUUAUGGAGAACAGACAGGGAGUGUUUGUCAAGUCCUACGAGGAGGGCGUCCAACGGGUGGUCGACGGCAACUAUGCUUUCCUUAUGGAGAGCACAAUGUUAGACUAUAUGGUUCAGCGGAACUGCAAUCUCACACAAAUUGGCGGUCUGUUGGACAGCAAAGGCUACGGAAUCGCCACUCCUAUCGGGUCUCCCUGGAGGGACAAGAUAUCGCUGGCGAUUCUGCAUUUGCAAGAGAAGGGUGUGAUUCGUGUGCUUUACGACCGGUGGUGGAAAAGGCCGGGCAUUACCUGCUCUCGGGAUGACAAGAGCAAAGAGGGCAAAGCCAACGCUCUGGGCGUCGACAACAUCGGCGGUGUGUUUGUGGUGCUGUUGGGCGGACUCGCCGUCGCUAUACUCACAGCUAUUAUUGAGUUUUGUGUCAAUUCGAAGAAAAAUGCAGUUAACCAAAGGGUAAGCACUGAUAGCAACAAUCCAUUCACCACUGCUUUACGCUAUCUAUUAGUUUAA
Medioppia subpectinata is the source of this 833-nucleotide messenger RNA. The record is from the annotation of a GenBank genome assembly. NCBI's taxonomy places the organism in Eukaryota, Metazoa, Arthropoda, Arachnida, Sarcoptiformes, Oppiidae.